CAACUGGUACUGAGAAUCCUCACAUUCUUGUGGGGCGGCUAUGAAGAGACAGCUGUGGAAAGUCUGUUGAAGUCCUUUUUCCACUAAAAGACAAAGCAACUGGACCUAAAUAUCCCAGUUGUAACUGUGAAUAUUUCAGCAUCUCUGCAGGUAAAAUGAGAACCUUGAGGUUGUUUUUCAUUGGACUCAUCUUCAUCAUGGACAUGUCCCUUUCGUCUUCAGAUGAAUGCCAGCAGGAGACAGUACGGCUGCGGGCCCAGCUGAAGACUCUGGAGGUGCAGUUGAUGAAACAGCAGCAGCAGCUCAUCCAGACUCUCGGCAGCCAGAGGACUGAGCAGCUGGCUUUAGACCAGGACACCUUCCAUGACCUGGGAGAUCAUCAGUAUAGAGACUGUGCCCAGAUUUUCAACGCUGGGAACAAAGGCAGUGGGUUCUACACGAUCAGACCCAUGGCGAGCCCGGGCCUAGUCAGGGUCUACUGUGACAUGACUGAAGGGGGCGGAUGGACAGUCAUCCAGAGACGCUCAGAUGGCAGCCAGUCUUUCAACAGGCCCUGGAGUGAUUAUCAGCGGGGGUUUGGUGACCUGCAGUCAGCCAGAGGAGAGUUCUGGUUGGGGAAUGACAACUUACAUUACCUAACUUCACAAGGUGACUACAAUCUGAGGAUCAACUUAGCUGACUUUGAGGGAGUACAACGCUAUGCAGUGUACAAAAACUUCAAAGUUGCAGAUGACAAGGAGUUUUACCAGCUUCAUUUUGGUGAGUUCUCUGGUGACUCAGGUGACUCUCUGUCAGGCAGUUACCACCCACAGGACCAGGGGUGGGCCAGUCACCAGGGCAUGAAGUUCAGCACCUACGACAAAGACAACGACCGCUACGAACGCAACUGUGCCCAGGAGGACAAGGGAGGCUGGUGGUUCAACAGAUGUCACUCUGCCAACCUGAAUGGCUACUACUACCAAGGUGCCUACAGUGCUGUGACAGACAGUGGAGUAGUCUGGUACACCUGGCAUGGCUGGUGGUACUCCCUCAAGUCUGUAGUCAUGAAAAUAAGGCCGGCUGCUUUUGAGCCCAAUAUUGUCUGAUCCUGUGGAUACAAUCCAAUUAAAGUAGGCUAAAACAGUGUAUUAUUUAGUCACAUUUUAUCACAUAAGCUAUGCAAGAAGCAGAAGUGUUUGAAUGAAUUCCUGAUCACAAUUAUGUGCUCUUAUCAUUCUCAAUAAGUGCCUUGCUUGCAAAUCUGAUUAAACGAUUCCUUAAAAUGUU
Molecule: messenger RNA, 1266 nt
Organism: Coregonus clupeaformis (lake whitefish)
Lineage: Eukaryota; Metazoa; Chordata; Actinopteri; Salmoniformes; Salmonidae
Gene: fgl1
Product: fibrinogen-like 1
Exons: 7
Coding region: 156-1085 (309 amino acids)
Biological process (GO): negative regulation of T cell activation; regulation of immune response
Source: RefSeq, a predicted model, not a curated record